Messenger RNA from Solanum dulcamara, 2315 nucleotides. RefSeq lists its product as uncharacterized. The record is from RefSeq and is a predicted model, not a curated record. Lineage: Eukaryota; Viridiplantae; Streptophyta; Magnoliopsida; Solanales; Solanaceae. The coding region runs from base 130 to 1920 and encodes 596 amino acids. The transcript is spliced from 10 exons.
UUAUACCAAAAGAAAAAAAGAAAAAAGAAGGCUUUACGUCUCAAACCUUCCAAAGUCAAAAGAGUAAAGAUUUAUAAGAUUUUAUCAAAACCAAUUUUCUUUUAUCCAAAUUGUCACGAAUCCCGAAAAAUGGGUUAUCCAAUUCAAUCCGAUAUUCGAUCGGCGAUACAAAUCGCCGCCGUCUUCCGCCACCACAACAACCACUACCACCACCUCACUAAUCACCGCCGGUUACUUCCUCCCGCCGUCAUUUCCUACCGCAACUCUCCGAACUGCUGCUUCACGGUGAACUCCGCCUUGAAGCUCAGAGCUUUCUCUAUCAAUGAUAGCGAUACUACAGUCCAGAAGGUUUCUAAUAAGCCAUCGUUAUGCACUGCCGACGAACUCCACUACGUAUCUGUUAAUAAUUCCGAUUGGAAACUUGCUCUCUGGCGCUACAUUCCUCCUCCUCAGGCUCCAAAGAGAAAUCAUCCCCUGCUUCUCUUGUCUGGCGUGGGGACUAAUGCUAUUGGAUAUGAUCUUGCUCCUGGGUCAUCUUUCGCCCGGUACAUGUCAGGGGAAGGAUUCGACACUUGGGUUCUUGAACUUCGAGGAGCUGGGUUGAGUGUGCAGGAGUCAGAUUCGACAAACAUUGAGAAGACUGCGAAUGCAGUCUCAGAACAGAUGGAAGCUGCCGCUGAUAAUGCUACUGACAAAGUUCUUUCUGCAGCACAGCAGUCAACAGAUGCCCAGAGUACCUUAGAAGAGUCUGACAUAGCUGUGGUCAAAGAAGAACCCACAGCUAUUGCAACAAUGUGGGAUGAGUCUAGAGUAGUGAACCAGCUUACGGAAACAUUUAUGCUCUUGUCAGAAAGAGUCUCUGGCUUCCUCAAUGAAAGCCAGUCAAGGAUUAUGUCUGCUAAACUAUUUGAUCAAAUAUCAAAAUUAUUAGAGGAUUCCUUUCUUUAUGAAAGCUUUAAUGAGACAAGGGGGAAGUUGUUAAGUCUGCUGGAGACAAGGCAAAACUCUGCUGUUGCUGACCAAGUAAAGGAUCUUAGCCAAAAGCUAGUAAAUAUCAUUGAAGAAGGUCAACGUUCUGUUUCUCCGUUAGUUGAUCUGCAUGAACGUCUAACUACUACCAUAGAAGAUUUCCAGAAACAGCUUGACUUGAUUGUCAAGUAUGAUUGGGACUUUGAUCAUUACCUCGAAGAGGAUGUUCCUGCUGCGAUGGAAUACAUUAAGGCCCAAACUGCACCAAAAGAUGGUAAACUUCUUGCCAUUGGACAUUCUAUGGGAGGAAUAUUGCUGUAUGCUAGGCUAUCACAGUGUGGAUUGGAAGAGAGAGAGCCUGGAUUAACUGCUGUUGUAACUUUGGCUUCAUCACUGGAUUACACAUCUUCGAAGUCUGCACUCAGACUGCUCCUGCCCCUUGCUGAUCCUGCGCAGGCUCUCAAUGUACCUGUUGUACCUUUAGGAGCAUUACUCGCUGCAGCUUAUCCUCUUUCUUCUCGCCCUCCUUAUGUGUUGUCUUGGCUUAAUGAUUUAAUAUCAGCUGCAGAUAUGAUGCACCCAGAGUUGCUGAAAAAGCUCGUAUUAAAUAACUUCUGUACUAUUCCUGCUAAACUUAUUUUGCAGUUGACUACAGCUUUUCGAGAAGGGGGACUCCGUGACAGAAGUGGUAAAAUAUUCUACAAGGAUAAUCUUCACAAAAGCAAUGUACCCGUGUUGGCUGUUGCUGGAGAUAAAGACAUAAUCUGCCCACCAGAAGCAGUGUACGAAACUGCAAAGUUCAUCCCCGAGCACUUGGUCACCUACAAAGUAUUUGGAGAUGCUAAUGGUCAGCAUUAUGCUCAUUAUGACUUGGUGGGAGGACGCAUGGCUGCAGAACAUUUAUAUCCUUGUAUAAUCCAAUUUUUAAGCCGUUAUGAUGAUAUUAGCUAGUGCCUGUAUUCUACUUUUGACCAUUCUUUGGGCAGCGAGCUCCAUACGCUUGUCCUGCUCAUUCGUCACUUGUCUCCAGGGAUGCUUGUUAAAAGCGAGUGUUCCAUCGACUUCGACUCAACCUCAACUCUAGCCAGUGUCCAGCACAUCAGGUUCCAGGGUGAGCUAUUCAUUUUAGCUCGAUUGGAUUCUCUCGGGCAUGUCAUGAUGUCCUUAGUUUUCGGACAAAUUAUGUUGUUUAUUUAUUCUGGUGUUUGAUAUUUUUAGUCUUAGUAGUUUAGAAUUAAAUGUCCUUGAAGUGAUGACUUUCAGGUUUUGGGAAGAUGUACCUAAUAGACUUUAGUGGUUUUAUUAUCUCUUACUCUCAUAAAUUGAGCUUCCGCGUUAUUAUCAUA